Messenger RNA from Gamsiella multidivaricata, 564 nucleotides. RefSeq names its product putative adipose-regulatory protein-domain-containing protein. The annotation marks the transcript as partial. NCBI's taxonomy places the organism in Eukaryota, Fungi, Mortierellomycota, Mortierellomycetes, Mortierellales, Mortierellaceae. Gene Ontology annotation, cellular component: endoplasmic reticulum membrane. The record is from RefSeq and is a predicted model, not a curated record. The transcript has 4 exons. Gene Ontology annotation, biological process: lipid droplet organization; lipid storage.
CGUAAGGUCAUCAAAUUGUUGGUUGCGAUUCUGGCGGUGGGGUUCUUAGUCGGUAUAUCCUUCUGUGUGUACACGGUGUUCUAUUGGAUCUAUAUUCCACAGCGAGACCAUGUUGGAGACGUUUAUCUGCAGUACAGUCAGUCCAGAACAUCGAACACAAUAGCAACAGGACCAAAGGCGCUCUUUCUUCGCGAUGGUCAAGCAUACCAUCUAUCUGUAGUUCUGACGGUGCCGACCUCGGAAAUAAAUACUGGGCUGGGUAAUUUCAUGGUCAAGGUGCAGUUACUGAACGCUGGUGGAAACAGCAUCAUGAGCUCCAGUCGAUCUGCAAUUGUGAAGUACGAGUCGAUGGCCGUGCGAUUUUUACGUACUGCUUGGAGAGCCAUACCUCUUAUCUUACAAUGGAGUCAAGAAGCCCAGACGAUCAAAGUGCCGAUGAUUACGGAUUUUGUUGAGGACUCCUCGAACCCGGUCGUCCAAGUGUUUGUGGAGAUAUCGGACCCAAGAUUACAGGUCUACAAGACGACACUCCAUAUUGACGCGCAUUUCAGUGGACUGCGGUAA